Molecule: messenger RNA, 269 nt
Organism: Dromiciops gliroides (monito del monte)
Lineage: Eukaryota; Metazoa; Chordata; Mammalia; Microbiotheria; Microbiotheriidae
Product: small nuclear ribonucleoprotein F-like
Exons: 1
Coding region: 9-269 (86 amino acids)
Biological process (GO): mRNA splicing, via spliceosome; spliceosomal snRNP assembly
Cellular component (GO): catalytic step 2 spliceosome; U1 snRNP
Molecular function (GO): RNA binding
Source: RefSeq, a predicted model, not a curated record
UGAUCGCGAUGAGUUUACUCCUGAACCCCAAACCGUUCCUGAAUGGACUGACAGGGAAACCAGUGAUGGUGAAGCUUAAGUGGGGAAUGGAGUACAAAGGUUACCUGGUGUCUGUAGAUGGCUACAUGAACAUGCAACUUGCAAAUACAGAACAAUACAUAGAUGGUGCAUUGUCUGGACACCUUGGUGAAGUUUUAAUAAGGUGCAAUAAUGUCCUUUACAUCAGAGGUGUUGAAGAAGAAGAAGAAGAUGGCGAAAUGAGAGAAUAG